Messenger RNA from Exaiptasia diaphana, 1507 nucleotides. RefSeq lists its product as uncharacterized. The transcript has a single exon. Gene Ontology annotation, biological process: DNA integration. The record is from RefSeq and is a predicted model, not a curated record. NCBI's taxonomy places the organism in Eukaryota, Metazoa, Cnidaria, Anthozoa, Actiniaria, Aiptasiidae. The coding region runs from base 44 to 1507 and encodes 487 amino acids. Gene Ontology annotation, molecular function: nucleic acid binding.
AGACCACAAACCACUUCUUGGAAUCUUCAAGAGUCACAAACCAAUGUCAGCUCGAAUUGAGAGAUGGAGGCUGAGACUGAUGCCUUAUGACUACGAGCUUAUCUACAAACCAGGCAAAGACAACCCUGCCGACUUCAUGAGUAGACAUCCAUCGGCGGAAAAAGAAAGUCCUAGUAUCGCAGAGAGCUAUGUCAACUACAUCACAACCAACGCCGUACCUAAAGCAAUGACACUCCAAGAGAUCAAAACCGCCACUAAGACAGACCAGGAACUCCAGUCAUUGCUGAAAGCAAUYGAAACCGACAAUUGSACUGAUCCAAUCGUAAAGCAGUACGCRAACKUUAARKACGAACUCGCRGCAUUCAACGGAAUGGUACUUAGAGGAAACAGAAUCAUAAUCCCUCACCAGCUCCGAGAUAAAGYAGUCGAUCUCGCACACGUUGGUCACCAAGGGAUUGUGAAAACUAAACAGCUCAUACGUGAGAAGGUGUGGUUCCCACACAUCGACAAGAUGGUAAAAGACAAAGUCGAGAAAUGUCUGUYAUKUCAAGCUGCGACAGGACCAAGCAACCAGUCUCGCCCUGAACCGCUAAAGAUGACUCCACUUCYCCAAGGACCCUGGAAGGAGGUAGCGCUCGACUUCACAGGACCUUUUCCUUCUGGCGAAUAUCUUCUUGUCGUGGUAGACGAGUGCAGCCGUUUCCCCAAAGUCGAGCUUAUCACCACUACAUCGGCAAGAGCGACGAUACCAAGACUCGAUGCCAUCUUCUCGAGACAAGGCAUACCAGAAAUCGUUAAGACAGACAAUGGCCCGCCCUUCAAAGGGAAAGACUUUGCAAACUACGCAGAAUACGCAGGAUUCCACCACCGAAAGAUCACCCCAAUCUGGCCGCAAGCCAAUGGUGAAGCUGAACGCUUCAUGAGGAACCUCAACAAGUGCAUAUCCAUAGCACACAUGGAAGGCAAAAACUGGAAGCAGGAAGUAUUCAAAUUCUUGAGGCAAUACAGAGCCACACCCCACUCAACAACGAAAGUAUCCCCGUGUGAAGCACUGAACAACAGAAAGAUAACACUGCCAGAGAUAACUCCUGUUUUCAAAGCCGCACAGAAACCCGACAACAUGAGAGAACGAGAUGACGAGCAGAAGAAAAAGAUGAAAGAGUAUGCAGAUCUGAGACGCAGAGCUAUAGAGUGUAAAGUUAAACCGGGUCAGACAGUUAUCGUCAGACAGCCCAAGACGUCAAAGCUAUCGACACCUUACAGUCCCRAGCCCAUGGUCGUCGAAGAAGUCAAAGGUAGCAUGGUCACAGCCCGCAAUGAUGAAAAGGCCAUAACCCGCAACUCAUCUCAUUUCAAGACAGUCAAUGAUGAAGUCCUACCGACUGUUGAGGACGAAACGGAAGAGGUAUUGGACUCGACAGAYGUCAACWCUCAACCACCUGUAGCCKCAAGGCCCACAAGAAACAGAAAGCCGCCCAGUUGGCUAAAUGACUAUGUGACAAGUUAA